GGUAAAAGUUGAUCAGAUCACAUGGACAAUCAUCCCUUAAUAAAUAGAUAGGAUAUGCCCUUUUUAUUUAUUUUAUUUUAUUUUGUUUGUUUUAACCAUUUUUUUUCUUCAUGUUUAGUUGGUUUGUAGUCAAUACAAGUGAUCCCAAAGGACAGCGAAAAAUUCAAAAAAAUCAUGGAGAAAAAUCCAUCAUCACAUCCAAAGUGGCUCCCAGCGUAAAAUCAACGUCGGUGAGCGUAAUUAUUGACGAUGUCAACCUAAACAGUUACGAGGCCACCAUGUGUGAUGAACCUGAGGCCAUGACGUCCAAUGAGCCCUUACGGUCCGCUUCUAAAUCUCUCGCAAUCGAAUUAGCCAAAAAGACUUCCAUGUCGUCCCUUAAUGGGCCCAGUAAACCAAGACCGAUUCCGUUUAUGCAGAAAACAGAAGGCAUCAUGACUCCGCAUUCCAGUUUACCAAGAAGCAUGGCCAUUCAAAAAAAGCAGCGUCCACCUUCCUCUAUCGCAAGCAACUCUUCAAAUUCAUUUUUACUAAGAUUAGCUCAUUCACCCAAGGCUUCAGCAGCUGCAUUCCCAACCAGUGUGUCAGCAAAUGGAAAUGUAGUUUUUGAUUGUAAAGAAGAGGAAGAUAAUAUGAUUCAAUCAGCGGCUAUUCAAAGUUUAGCUAGGAGAAUUGAUACACCGUCACCUGCGGGUGGUUCUGACAUGGAAGAAGAAGACGAUUAUGAAGAUGAAAUAAACACGAGGAAUACAUCCAUGAAUAUGGAUGAUGAUUACUUUGAGACCCUGAACAAACAGAGAGACGAAACUGCUAUAGCGAAAGAACUAUCUCCUACAUUGUCCACGUGCGAAAAUAAAGCUAUCACACAACAAGAGAAUAAAGGGGGUUUUUUGGCUUGGCUUGGAAUUUCAUCUUACUCAAACACUGACCAAAACAAGAUCUUAGCAGUGAGGGGUGCAGAUAAUGAUCUGGAGGAAUCACCGCCAGUAUUAACACCAAGGACAACUGUCACUACAACUACGACAACCACAACUACAACCACAACCACAUCAUUACCGUCUGAAGAACCGCCGCAAAAAACUGUGGAACAGAAGACCCAAGUUUCAACAACGGUUGAAACAUCUGGAGAGUCUUCUUGGACUUCAUUCUUAUUCCCAGCCAAGAAAAACGUUAUUCAACCUGCGAAACCGCUGCCAGUAAUGAGUGAUAAACCGAUACCGAAAGUAGAACGAACAGCAUCUCUACCUAUCACUACUACUGUAAAUCCAGAUGGUGUAAAACCAACGCUAAGACAAUCGGCAUCGAAUGCAUCAUUACGCCCCAGAAAAAAAAAUGAGGUGUUGCCACCAUUUGACUCACAAUUUAUUCAAACCGAACUAUCCGACGUUGUGCCACCUACUACUACAAGUAAUAUCAUUACCAAAGCAAUUGACGCUAUUAAUGCAAUCUUGAUCCAAGCACCGCCUGAUCAACCCGAAGAUAACUCUAGUUGGUUAGCAAAACGAAUGAGAGCCAAAUUUUCUAGUUUUGUCGAUGAUAUGAAAUCCUCAGAUCCCAAGACUAUUGUAGACAAAAGAAUUGUAGUGGUGGGUGUACAUGGUUGGUUCCCUAUGAAGCUCGUGCGUAGUAUGAUUGGAGAACCAACCGGUACAUCAUCAAAAUUCUGUGAGCAAAUGGCUUCGGGUGUAAAACUUUAUUUCCAAACAGAGCAUGGUGUCACAUUACCUCCCAAUGCUAUUACUAUGGUGCCUUUGGAGGGCGAAGGAAAAGUAGAGGACAGAGUCAACCAACUCUACACCAAAUUAGUAGAGAACUCGACUUGGCUCGAAGCAGUAUCAUCGGCAGAUGUUAUUUUAUGGGCAACACAUUCUCAAGGCACACCCGUCUCCAUCAUGCUACUGCAAAGGCUCCUCGAAAGAGGUCAUGUACAUAUUAUCAGACAAUCCGUUUGUUUAUUAGCAAUGGCAGGAAUUUCCCAUGGUCCAUUUCCCGCUUUAAAAGGUAGUCUUAUCGUAAAGUAUUUUGAGGCAGAUGCCGCACGUGAAUUGUUCGAGUUUAUGGAUUCCAAUAGUUCCAUAUCCCUCAAGUUCCGUCAUUCGCUUGGCUAUGUACUUAAAUGCGGUAUCAAGGUAGUGCUGACAGGUUCAAUGCAAGAUCAAGUGGUUCCAUUAUAUUCUGCAAUUAUGUCAUCUGUGAACCACCCCAAUAUCCUCAGAUCUAUCUAUAUUGACGGUCACAUAUAUUCACAGGAUGAUUUUCUGAUCAAUCUCAUUGUGUUUGCGUUACGACUACGUAACGCUGGACUACAAGAUUAUGACCUAUUGACCCAUCUUAGUGAGGUGUUAGCGGGGAGUUUAUAUGCGCUGGAAGGUGGACACUCGACCAUCUAUGAAGAACUACAAGUGUAUAUGACAGCUGUACGCUAUACAUUUGAAACAGCUCCGUUUGGAAAAUACAUGCGUGCCAAUCUGGAUCCUCAAAAUGAAAAACUAACAGCGGCAGCCCCACAUAUUCUUGCAAGAAUGGAUCCAUUUGUUGCAAAAUUACAGCAAAAUCCAUUCUACUUACCAUGGGCGAUGCAUGGAAUAUGUUCCGAUAAGUGCAUUCUAGCGGAUGAAGGAUUGAAAAAUGAUUUACGCAAGCUAUUAGAAUUAUUUGAUGAAUGGAAUCCUGUUAGUGCUCGUUUGAAGGAUCUUAAAUUUAGACUGGAUCCUAUCAGAACCAUUAGAUUGCCUUAAACAAAAAAAUGUAUCAUACUAUUUUCUAUUUGUGUAUUUAGACAACAUAUCUGCGGUUUUUUUUAAAUGGUUGGAUGCAUAAAGUGUGUUUUUAAUUGUUUUAUCCAAUAUGUAUGAAUAACAGUAUAUUGGCAAACCUUAAACUCGGAUAUCUUGAAUUGAGUAUAUUAUUGAAUACGACAGACAUAGACAGCCACAUAACAUAUUUACAGUUAUGGAAUUAACUUGACAAAUAUUUUACUCAAAAAUUGAAUUUUGCGUGUAAAUGAAAGGAAAAACACGCUGUUGGUACUUUUAAAUAGGUCAUUGUGAGUGAAAUUACAAAGCGGUGCCUGGGCCUAAGCUUUUUUGAUAAUUUGACUCUCCGCCAUAAAGGGUUUUUAAACGUGACGUUUAUACCAACGGCCGAUGCUCCACCCUGGGGAUUAACUGGGCCAGAUGAAAGCUUGUUUUAAGACCCCGCAAGUAAACC
This is a messenger RNA of Mucor mucedo, 3210 nucleotides long. RefSeq lists its product as uncharacterized. The record is from RefSeq and is a predicted model, not a curated record. The transcript has 3 exons. Bases 111 to 2738 code for a protein of 875 amino acids. NCBI's taxonomy places the organism in Eukaryota, Fungi, Mucoromycota, Mucoromycetes, Mucorales, Mucoraceae.